GAGAUAGGAUCUUCAUAAUUAGCGACCAUGGAUCGAACCCGGAAGCAAUGUUUGGUACUUACGUAUGCGAAAUAUUGUAACAAGAAUAUACUCUUGUUUACAGUUGAACACGGCUGUAAGAAAAUCCGCUAUCACAAACAUUAAGUCAUCCAAUAAUUUAGUUGUUACUAACCAAAGGUUGGUGAAGACGGAUACUCUCUUCAAUCAAGAGUGAAAAGAGUCAAGUGGACCUUCCUUUGCGCUUGAAGCAAAAUAUGAAGCCAAGUUCUAUAAUUGUGUUCUUGGUAUUGGCAAUGCUAACCAGUCAGGCAUUUUCCUGGUGGAGCUCAUCCAGAAGACGACGAGCUACAGUCCCCACAAGCUCUGGGUCAAGUCCUGCAGGGGGGCCGAGGGAAAACCCAAAUGCUGUGGUGUGUACCUCAUACAGAAGCAGUAAUUACAUCACAUGUAAAAAGGGUGGACGUUCGGAGACCUGUACCACACAACCACCCACAGAGACAAGAGAUGACCAAGAAGGAGGACCCACCCCUCGCGGAGAGUACCUUAUUGGCGAAAGGUACACACACUCAAUGGGAAUUGACUGGUACAAUCUGUACCCCAAGAAAGAGGACAACUCUGGUUACUAUGGCUACACACAACGCACUCAAAAAGGGCGCAAUACCAUGGGCCUGCAUCCUGGAACACGCAGCUUAGGCUGUGUUACAGUCAAUAAAAGUUGCUGGCAGAAGAUUCGCAGCAUCAUUGAGAGUGGGAGCAUGCAGUACCGUGAAUCGGGUUACAGUGGAUUUUUGUACGUGAAAUAAAUGAGCAAUCUGCUGGCUGUUAAAUUAGGACAAGCAGUGUAAGCAAAAGGCAUAUCUAAGGUAGAUGUAAUGCAUUAACUCUAUUAUGAUUAGGUAUUAAGUAUAAGGUGUGGUGUUAAGGUUGUUUAGUACAUACCUGGUUGUUGAUGUUAUUUUGACAGCAAUUUUAGCUAAGAUUUAUCAGCAUUUCCUCUACAAUUUUGUCGUAUGAGGGUAAGAAAUAUGCAAUGUCCCAAAAAGAUCUGUUGGGAAGGACUUCAGAGGGAAACCUUGUUGUGCUUUAUGAGUCAGAUGGCAUGCAAUCUGCUGUGAUUGCAGCAAAUUUAGAUGAAUCACAGACUGUGUAAAUGUAGCAAAAAUCGCUGUCAGUUUAAGGAAAGGAUUCAAAAUUGAAGCCUUUAAGGUAGUAUGUAAACAGCUUUUUAGAAAAUAAUUGGCCUUGAAGUGUAAAAAUGCAUAAAAGAAUAAACUAUUAAAGCAAGAGCAUUUUGAAUCAUGA
Molecule: messenger RNA, 1302 nt
Organism: Pocillopora verrucosa
Lineage: Eukaryota; Metazoa; Cnidaria; Anthozoa; Scleractinia; Pocilloporidae
Source: RefSeq, a predicted model, not a curated record